This is a messenger RNA of Brassica rapa (field mustard), 1386 nucleotides long. RefSeq names its product F-box protein At1g11270-like. Gene Ontology annotation, molecular function: protein binding. NCBI's taxonomy places the organism in Eukaryota, Viridiplantae, Streptophyta, Magnoliopsida, Brassicales, Brassicaceae. The record is from RefSeq and is a predicted model, not a curated record.
AAAUCCUUUGUUAUAUAUUUAAAGUAUACUAACCUUUAAACUAGUCUGGUGAAUGAAUCAUCAAAAAAAAAAGAGGAAAGGAAAUUUUCCUUUUUGUUUUCCAGAUUCCUUAGCUGCUGUAUAUAUAUUUAUAUCAGCAGACGAGACGACGAGAGAUACACAAAAGAUGUUCCCGUUCAAAACAAGAAGAACAUUGAAAAGACAUCGCGAAGAAUUGCUGCGUCUCCCAGAGGAUGUUGUAGAGCUGAUACUUGAGAGACUUCCGGUGAAAUCUCUGCUGAGAUUCAGGACCGUGUCCAAGAAGCUGAAAUCUGCAAUCGAUUCCCGACGUUUCCAGGAAAGACAACAGUUGAUCCAUAUGUCACGAGGUCCAGACAUCCUUUUCGUGUCCACUAAUGUUUAUGAUGAUGAUGGUCGUCUCGUCAAAAGAGUUAAUGAUUUAGAUGCUCGAAGAUUUGCGUUUGGAUCAUCAUCUGCUUAUACGGUCCAUGUGCCUACUAACUGGGGGGGCACUUCGGUCUGUCAUAGUAAUUGCGACGGUCUAUUAUGCCUCUACUCUAUCUACAACCCGAGUGUCUGCGUCGUGAUGAAUCCCGCCACUAGAUGGCGUCGAACUUUCCCUCUCUCCAACAUUCAAAACCUCUUACUCCACAGGUUGUACAAAGGCACCCCAACUCCUAAGCUUGGUUUCGGUAAAGACAAACUCACCGGCACUUACAAGCCUGUUUUUCUAACCAACUCAUCCGGUUUUGGCCUAGACAACGUCACCACUUGCGAAGUUUUCGAUUUUACCACUCAACUCUGGAGGUACGUUCACCCUGCUUCUCCCUUCACCACUAAUCCUCACACCGAUCCCGUUUAUUUAGAUGGCUCCCUUUACUGGCUCACCGAUUGUGAAGAAGAACCCAAGGUUUUGUCUUUUGAUCUUCACACUGAAACUUUUUAUGUCAUCUGUGAUGCUCCCUUUGCCCAUGUUCUUGACCCUUGGUCCGUCACCAUCUGCAUCCUCGACAAUCGCCUUUGCGUUUCCAAGAAAGCCUGGCCUACCCAAGACAUAUGGUCCUUCCAAUAUUCCAACAUGACAUGGACUAAAAUGUGUUCCAUUGAUCUCACCCAAACUUUUUCUUGGCUUGGGGAACCCGAGUGGUCUCUGGAACCUAUUGCAAUUCUUGACAAGCACAAGUUGCUACUUCAAGAUCGUGAUUACCGUGGCGCCAUCUUCAUACUUGAUCUCCUUACCAACUCUUAUCAUUUACUCGUCAAGCCUUCCUAUUCCCCUAUUUCCCUUUGUUAUUCUCAAUCUUUGUUUUCCGUUUAAUUUUAUUGUCUUGUUACCACCCCUUUGUAAUUUCACAUUUUAAAAAGUCUAUCUUCUAUGCUACUUUA